AUGCCAAUACGUUCGGAUAUCCUGUCAUCUUGGAGGCUCCUAGCAUGGUGUUGCGCAGGCCUGAAUAUGGAAGUGAUGAAACAUGCCGUGCGAACCAUCAGCCCACGUCGGGACAAGCUACGCAGUCCUCAGGUGGCUCCAAACGACAGGCUCACAUUUGGUGCACCAGUACAUGCACAUAGACUGUCACAUCAGCGCGAGGGAAUGUCUCAUCAAGAGCAAGGGAUCGCAAUGCCAUCCAACACAGUGGGUGCCAAGAUAUCUAGUAUCAAAUUGUUCAAGGAUGCACGGAUUUUGACCUCCAGCUUCAUGGUCGCCAACCAUGAGUCAAUGUGA
This is a messenger RNA of Aspergillus luchuensis, 336 nucleotides long. RefSeq lists its product as uncharacterized. The record is from RefSeq and is a predicted model, not a curated record. Lineage: Eukaryota; Fungi; Ascomycota; Eurotiomycetes; Eurotiales; Aspergillaceae. The transcript has a single exon. Bases 1 to 336 code for a protein of 111 amino acids.